Molecule: messenger RNA, 504 nt
Organism: Cooperia oncophora
Lineage: Eukaryota; Metazoa; Nematoda; Chromadorea; Rhabditida; Trichostrongylidae
Source: the annotation of a GenBank genome assembly
AUGGAGCAGCAGCUGUCCGUGGAUGCAGCGAACUCAUCUCUUGAUAUCAGUCCGAAGAGAUGUCCACAAAUCUGCCUCAGUCCGAAACACAAGAAGAUUCUGCGGAGCACAUUUGCACAAAUGAACUCCGGCGGCACAUUCCUGAAGUUGAUAGAGCAGGUGUUUCGACGUCUAGAAGCGAAAUACCCCGAUAUCAGGUCAAUUUUUCUGACGACAGCUUUCGUAAAUUCGCUCUCCCGAGAGAAAAUUUCUCCAUCCGUGGUUCGAACGGAGCACGACCACUGCAAGUGCUUGGUGUCAAUGUUCGAGAAAAUCAUGGAAAAUUUGAGCGAUACGAGUACCCAGUUGAAUCCAUUAAGCCUUAUACGCACCUAUGGUGAGAAACACGCACAGAUGAAGGAAAGCGGCAUGUGUGGAAGUAUGAUCGAACAAUUUGGUGAAACCGCCGUUGCCGUCAUUGCAUCGCAGGCGAGUUUUCAGCUUUUUUUUGAUUACAUGUGUUAG